CUCGUCUCGUAGCUGCAGCUCCAUAUUAUUGCUCUCCCCUUUGUUUUCUGCCUGCGCCGUUUUCUCUCUGGACAGAUAUUCUGCAAAUCUUCAAAGCUCUGAUCGUCUUACAUUUUGUAUUUCACGAUCCUCCAUCGAUCUACCCUUCAAACACUGUCGCAUUGACAUCGCAAGCUUGACAACAUGGACUUCUCCAACAUCUUUCGACUGGUCAAUUUGGCCGUUGGUGCCAUAAUGGUUCUUGGAGGUAUCAGUCAAUUCAUCCCAGACAUUGGAAUUCGAAACAUUAUUGUCGGAAUCUAUGUGAUACUUUUCGGCCUGGCUGUCGCCGGCCUCGAGUUACUUCCUCAAGUUCCACCUUACCUACCGAAAUAUGCAAGCUUCUUGUUCUCCUUCCUCGGACGAGGCAUCUUCUAUAUCUUCGUCGGUAGCAUCAUCCUCGAACAUCACGUUUUGCGCAUCAUUGCAGGCACCAUCGUUGGCUUUGUCGGCGUGGGAUACUGCGCACUCGAAUUCUUGCCUUCGAUCGAACCUCCUUCCAACAUGAGGGAUGCUGAUGCUGGAUGGGGCGCGGAACAAGUCUAAGACUUUGAUCUCUAUGAGGCGGAACAUCAAACCAUCUUCAGAACGACUGGCACUGGAUGAUCAAUGACCUCAAUGACGACAACGAAUACCGUGAGAGCCAUUUGUCGGCCAGUUCGGGAUCCAGGAAAUUGGAAUUUGACCCAGGGCGUAAAAUUUCUUAUGCUGGGAAUAUGUUGAGAAUACGGAUGCGCUAUUGGGAAUAGUGUGUAGGGGUGGGAUCGCCCUGGGGAGAAUCAUAUGCUCAAGGACGGUACAGAAUACAAGACUGUCAACAUGAUAUGAAGGGUGCAGUGUGUCAAGAGGGGAGUGGCAGGGGGAAGUUCGCGAAUGUAGAAAAGUUGUAACUACCUAGAUUAAUUUCUUGAAAGCGUGUAAGAUCACGAGAACGCG
Exophiala oligosperma is the source of this 975-nucleotide messenger RNA. RefSeq lists its product as uncharacterized. The coding region runs from base 184 to 585 and encodes 133 amino acids. The transcript is spliced from 6 exons. Lineage: Eukaryota; Fungi; Ascomycota; Eurotiomycetes; Chaetothyriales; Herpotrichiellaceae. Gene Ontology annotation, biological process: vesicle-mediated transport. Gene Ontology annotation, cellular component: Golgi membrane. The record is from RefSeq and is a predicted model, not a curated record.